Messenger RNA from Nymphaea colorata (pocket water lily), 1402 nucleotides. RefSeq lists its product as uncharacterized. The transcript is spliced from 6 exons. Gene Ontology annotation, biological process: lipid metabolic process. The coding region runs from base 439 to 1155 and encodes 238 amino acids. Lineage: Eukaryota; Viridiplantae; Streptophyta; Magnoliopsida; Nymphaeales; Nymphaeaceae. The record is from RefSeq and is a predicted model, not a curated record.
UUAUUAAUCGUUCGUACAUUUGAUGGCAGGCGUGAAACGCCUUUGAUGCCGUUGAUUUAAGCCUCGCACGGCUGGUAAAAAUUUGGUGGGACCCAUCUGAUGGAUAGGUCAGCGUGUCUGUCAGGGGUUGGCGGAAUCGAAGGCAAUGCGGCAAAGGAAGAGAAAAAAUGACGAGGGAAGAAAAAGGGUAGCGGGUGGAGUGGGGAUGACUUGGAAUCCCAGAUUAGAAGCAAAGCAGGAAGUUUAAAAGAUCACGAAAUCCGCGAGAGAGAGACCGAGCGAGCGAGGGAGGGAAGGAGAGCGAUAAAGGCGGGAGGCUAGUGAAGGCAAGGGUCUACGGGCUGAUCUGGUCUGAUCGACCUCCGACGACCUUGCCCAGAUCGCCGGCCGACUCGGCAGAGAAGCCAUCCAGUCAGACCUCAGAAAAGGAGAGACCUAAUGGGUGUGCGAGGACAACUUUUAGCUGUUCUAGUAUUAUUGACCAGCUGUUUGGAUGGCAACGCUAGAAGUUUGGUAACUUUUGAAGACAUUGUGCCACAGUUCAACUAUCUGAACCUUGAGAUCAUAGCUUCUGAAGAUGUUCAGAAUGAAAAAGUGUGUACAUUGUGUGAACAAUUUGCAUCUCAGGCAGUAUAUUAUCUCGGUGAUAACCAGACUCAGACGGAGAUAGUCAGCAAGUUGCAUGCAGCAUGUACACAGUUGCAUUCCUUCAGUCAUCAGUGUGUCGCACUGGUGGACUAUUAUGCACCUCUCUUUUUCAUGGAAGUUGCUAUGGUAAAUCCUGAAGAGUUCUGUGCAAAAGUGAAUCUGUGUGAGAGAGACUUUUUGGUUUCUCAACAGAAGCAAGAUGGCUGCGAGAUCUGCCACAAAGCUGUAGCUGAAAUUCUUCUCAAGCUGAAAGACCCUGACACUCAGUUGGAAGUAAUUGAAAUACUUCUCAAGGGAUGUGAGAAGGUGGAGGGCCACGUGAAAGAGUGCAAGAGGUUGGUUCUUGAAUAUGGUCCACUGUUGAUGACAAAUGCUGAGAAGUUUCUGGAGACCAGAGAUGUAUGUAGAACCAUUCGUGCAUGUAAGGCACCUGGAUCUGUGUUUACCAAUCUCCCCUCCAUAAUCAAGAGUGCGUUGACUGCUGGAGCUCUUAAUGAAGUAAUGUGAAGGGAUAAAGCAGUGGUAAAAACUUGUAUGUCGGUUGCAAGAACUGUCUUCCGUGGACGCUCCUUUAACGAUUGCUGCAUUGCCUUGUCUUAGUACUGUAAAUUUUACUUAGAACUGGUAUAUUGGAACCAUAGGAUACACAGCGGCUUAUUGUCCUCAAAUGUUUAUUUCUUAGACGUGUAAGUACAUAUUUUAUGCUGUGGAACUGUGUCAAAAGAAAAUAAAAAAGAACGAAGUUUGUGCUGAA